AGUAAGGCAACAUUGACGUCAACAACCUAUCUUGAUAUAGCCUAACAAGAAAAAAAAAACUACCAGAAAAAAAACAGUAGGCACCAAUUGAGUGGCACCUCCAAAGACCAAUCAGAUUGCCGGUAGCUAAAGUUCUUUAAAAGGUCUGCUAAUCGGUAUGCGGUGAGGGAGGGGGAGUGACACUGGGCGUUAGCGCGAGGUUAGGUUGACAUCUGGUUACCAACAGAAGGUUACGAGUUAAAAAAUUGGAUUAUUCGAUCAUCUGACUAGCCUCACGUAAAGGCGAGAGAUACUGGACGGUGUGAGGGGUAAACGAAACGGAUUUCUUAUCAAACCGAGGCCACUCACUCACCUUGACGGCUCCGUGUUUUAGAGGGAGACACCUUCUCGCGCAUAGGUCGUUGAACUCGCGAUGCUCGAUAGAUAGCUGCAGCAUGUUGCUGCCGAGUUAAAGAAAUCCCAAGUUACAGCUAGAGGGUAGCCGUCUCUCGACAGUGGGCUACAUCCCCACGCUAUUGGAAUUGUUUGCGGGAAAUUGGAUAGUCUGCACGCUGGCCCUAGUCCUCCUCUGUCGAUGGUUUGGUUUACGCUUCUGUAACUGUGUCAGAUCGUUGUAAACCCUUUCGCUUGAACCAGUAUCUGGCAAAAUUACGGGACUUAUUUACAUUGAGCAUUGGCGCGGUACCCAAGGCUACUUCACUUCGGGGGGAAAAUGGACCUUAUAAUGCGCAGAAUUAUUGCAUGAUCGCCUUCGCAACAGCAUUUUGCCACGGAUUAAGUGCAUUUCGAAAUUGAUUGUACGUCAAACUUUUGCUUUUUGCCAAAAUCAAUGCAGUAGCCUAACACACCGGAUCCUACUGAAUGUUUCUGGUGGACUCCCUUGAAGAAGACAGCAUCAGACUUUUGUCUGUUCUGCACGUGCAGUGUUAUUGUUGGAUUUAGCUCAGAUUUGUUUUUCUCGUUUAUCACAAAGGAAAUGUAGGAAUAGCCUACUCCUACAUAGAAGAAAUGUAAUCAGUUCUGUGAGAUGACGGGUGUAGGCUAUAUUCUGAGUAGUGUAUUGUGUGAAGGCUUAAAUGGCAAUAUUGUAAUAGCCUAACCCAUGUACACUUGACUAUAAUUUGUUUGGAUUGAAGCUUACUCCUGGUAGGCUAUUGCCAUAUCUGAGUCUAAAUGUUUGAAAAACAGAAUAAUUGAGUCUUGCAGUGUUUUUUUCCUGCAUUUUAGUUUAACCAUAGCCCUGGUGUAAAUGGAUGCUAUGCGAUAGGUCAUAAUAAAUUUUUAAAGUUUCAUGGUUAAAGUUUCAUGGAGUGAUGCUCGUGGUCUCUAAAGGGGCUAUUUAUGACCCCGCCAUCUCAAUGGGGAGUCAAGUGGAUCACCAACUUCCUUGGAUGGUGGAAAGUUUGUAGCGAGCAGUUUUUCAAGCAUCCUUUCAAUCCGAAGUCAGCGGAUGGACAACAAGAGCUCGUGAGAGAUGUCAAUGGCGUCCGCACGGCACAGGGCAGCGUCAGUUCGCCGCCGUCACCGUACUUCGAAGAGAUCGGCGGUUCUCUGUACCGCAAAAAGUUGGAGAGGGGUUUUGUUCAGUACCGAGAGGUACUGGCCGAAGAGAAGAGACUGAACGCCAUCGCUACUUUCCAUCAGAAGCGACCGGGGAGGAGACACCACACCCUUGAGGACACAUACAGAUUCGUGGCAGAGCACUACUGGUGGGAAGGAAUGUACCUUCAGGUGAGGGAGUAUGUCCUUGGGUGUGAGGAGUGCAAACUCAGGAAGGCCGACAGACAAGAGGGCCGCUGUGUGUCCAGGAUGGUGAUGUCACACAGCCAGGAAGUGCUGAGCAAGCUGAAGGCGCAACAGGAGGCAGGACUCUUCUGUGACAUCACGCUGAAGACGGGCGGUGGCCACGCUUUCUCUGCCCACAAAGCUGUUCUGGCUGCCGUCAGCGAAUACUUCCAGGAAGUUUUUACUGAAAUGGACUCUGCUGCUGUUCCACGAUCAUACAUUGAUCUUACAGGAUUCAGUGAGGAGAGCUUCAUGCCCUUGCUGGAGUUUUCCUACACCUCCACGCUGACUCUGAAGCUUGAGAACCUGCCUGAGGUGUCCACCAUGGCCAGACACCUCCGCAUGUGGCCAGCUCUGGAGGCCUGCAAAGCCAUCCAGAGGGAGAAUGGAUCCCCAGGGGCAGUGCACCGCGCUGGGCUUCCUCUUUCUCUGGCCCCUGGGUGUCCUCCUCUGGAGCUGCCUAACAGCCGACGGACCUUCCCUUCAUUUGCACAACGAGCGGAUGCGUUUCAGUGGAAGAGAAAGAGGGAGCUGAGCAGCGAGGAGAAUGAUGGUGACGACUACCACCACCACCACCACCAUCAUGCAGGACCAUUGCGGAACUGUGCUGCUCAGUGCAGGGAACACAAUGCCGACGGCAACUUUAAGCUCACCCUGGAUGAUUCCGACGAGUCCGAAGGGGAGUGCUCCAGGUGGCCAGGCCUGUCCCAGCCUCAGCACAGACUUCAGUCCAGCCACCCUCAGCCCGAGGAGAACGGCUUCCCCUGCAGUCCCACCCGCAGGCUGAAGCUGAUGGACUUCAAAUCUCCGUCCAGCAAGAGGAAACUGUCCACGUGCAGCCUCUCCCCCACGCCUGGUUCCGCUUCCUCUUCAUUUGCAGCCAAACGCACUUCUCCUCCUCAGCCCAGGGCCGUGCGCGGACAGCCUGCCCGCCUUCUCCGCUCUACCCCCGGGGCUGCACUUGCACUGCGAAGGCUCCUGCCCAAGCUGGACAUCUCCUUCAAAGGCAAAAGGAGACGCUUGGGCUCCUCCUUUUGCUCCAGCUCCACUGCCACUGCUUCCUCCAAGGGUUUGAGUCACAGGCACAGCAGUCCUCCUGAGAUUCAGGCGGCUGAGGUAGAUCAGAGCCAAGUGACCGGGCUGGUCACCCCAACAAAGGUGAAGCAAGAACCGGUGGAGGAAGAGGUCCAGGGUGCCCGCGUGCAGGAAGAGGUGCUGAGCCCGCGGACUCAAGAGAAGUACCGUCUCCUCAGCGUCCUGGGCCUGCAGAGGAAAUCCCUGCUGCCCGGUCCAGAUGCCCUCACUGGCUGGAAGCAGAAGAACCGCCUGAGGAAACCUAAGGUCAACAAUUACUCGCUCACUGCCCGGCGGAAACCGAAAGCCCAAGGCAGUGAAUUGGCACCAGGGGCGAUGGCGGGUGGCAUUGGGUCCAGCAUCGGCGUCCUGGCCGAGAUCAACCCAACGUUCUCGCUCUGCGACAUGACCAGGGUGGAGCUUUUGCGGAGGGUGAUCAAGGCCGAACCCCCAGAGCUCAUCAGGCCUGAGAACAUGAAGCUGAAGAAGAAGGUGGCCGUCCACGACAACAAGCCCCUGUUGUCCACUGUGAAGAACACCCGCAGCAAGGUGACACUCCCACCGCUUCUGCCCACUCCCUGCAAGCGUCCGGAGGACCGCGUGCCACAGGAGUACAGGCGUUCGAGAGAGAUGCCGCGUGCCCAGGCCAAGUCGGCCAAAUGGCCACCUGGAGCCCCAAAGAAGCCCGCUGUCAAGGUCAAACAGGAGCCUGUGGACUGCCCAGUCUUUGCUCCCACAGUCCACGUCCCGCAUCGCAAUUCCAGCCACGUGAGGCAACGAGUGUCUCUCACACCUCCCCCCAGAGCCAAAAAGUCUGCCCUGAGUGACGGUGUUGUGCACACGCGGUCGUCAGGCAUGACUGGACGCACGCAGAGGUAUAACAGCAGGUGUCUAGCAGUGCAGCAGAGCCGGCAGAAGUGUAGCACCGGCUCCUCGGACAAGUCUGGUUUGCAGAGGGGUAAGGUGAAACGACGGCUGAGGGAGAUGGGAAAGGGAGAGGAGAGCCAAGAAUGGGGCCAACACCACAGUCUCCACCAGCACCCUCAAUACAAAGCCAUCAAGGAAGAGCCAGCGGACCCCCUUCCGCUGUCAGUCCCGCUACCCGAUCAGGAGACGCCGGAGCUGGGCAAGCGGCAGAGCAAGCUGCCAGUGAAGCUGCUGGAUCCCGGCUUCCUGAUCAGCUUCUGCAGGCCAGCGGCCGGCAUCAAGAGGGAGGAGGAGAGCGUGGACAUCUGCCUGACCCGCUCCGUUGCCCAUGGCACCGUGCCCCCCGGCAGCCCGGCCCACGGGAGCGUCCUGAGCGCCGGGCGGCUCCGCAGGAGGGACGUGGCCGACAGGAGAGGAGUGGAGAUGAGGCCGAGGCUGCGGCGGGAAAGGCAGGCGACGCAAGCGGUGGCGGCGUUUCAGCGCAACACCAAAGCGCUCCGGCGCAAGGUCAAGAAGGAGCCGGCGGAGAGGAGCGUGAGUCAGAGGGUCAGCCAAGGUCACGCUCGCCCACCUGCAACCAAGAAGAGGUCAGACACGAAGAGAGAACCCACAAAGAAUCUGGCCAAGCUUCUGCCGCUGCACAGCCGGCGUUCCAUCCUGCUGGAGUCCAUCCGGCGGGCGCGACUCAAGCAGCUGCGCGGUCCUAGUGCCCAGGCCCCACGCGGGUCCCACGCCUGCCAGCAGUGCCGCGCCUCCUACAGAGACUGCGAUGCACUCAUCAUGCACCGUAUCCGCCACAUCGAGGGCAAGCACUGGCCCUGUCCGCUGUGCAGCAAGACCUUCUUCAGCCAAAAGAAUGUCAAGAAUCAUAUCCGGAAUCAUGACCCCAAGUUGUACAGAUGUCGUCAGUGUAUGGUGGCCAUGUCCUAAGGAGGGACAUCAGCAGUAACAUGAAUCCUGAUGAAGAUAUCUUGCACGUAUCUGGAGAGCAGGAGCAGAGGGUUUCUAGUUCUAACUUUGAAAGAGCAAGUGGCUCUUACUACUUAAUAUUGUGAAGGUGGAAGGAGUGAGAGUGCUCUAUUUUGCUUUAAAUACGAUGGCUGUGAAGACAAAGAAUUGGUCACGUAUGAGAAUAUGCUGAAAUGAUAGAUGUAAUUAUUGCUAUUAUUACUGUAAUGAUUAAUAUUAAUAUUGUGGCUCCAUCCAUCCUUAUUAUUGUUAUUUAAAUGACCAAAAUGAUGUUGUAUUUUUAUGGCUACAGGGGUGUAACCUGAAACCAGUGGUAAUGCACUCAGGGUGGGGUGGAUUCUGGUUCUUAUGGUUACAUAUGUAUAUUGUGAAAUGUUCAGAAGGUUUGAAAUAAUGAUAACUACUAUUGUAAUUAGGGUCUACCGUUCUUAAUGUUAUUAUGCUGAUUUUUUAAAAUAUAAAUAUAGUUAUUUUGAGUGCACUUAAACUGGUAGCUUUGUUUUAAACCUAAGAGGCCCUUGUUGGAUAAAGAUGUGGACUGGGAUAUACUUGAAAGGUGGACAGUGUUUGUUGUGUUUAAUAUGGACUGCUAUUGCUGUCAUUCUUGUUGGAUGGACAGACUUUAAUAGAUGCAGGGAGGGGGAAGGUGUCUCUUUAACAGGUGGAGAGUGUAAAGAUUGUUCCUAAGGUUUUAAUAAAGAUUAUUGCAAGCCAUGAGUGUAUAGAGAAAUAUUCUACUGAUGGUGGGUGGGCUUUUGCCCACUUGUUUAGGAGUUGUCGUGUAUCAGUUGAAUUGGUUGUUGACUGUAGCCCAAGAGCUUGGAACCCAGAGCUUUAGAAUUGAUUGGAAACAGAAACGGAUGAUUUUAGGUGCAGUUGUCCUCCUUUGAAUGUCCCUAGUGAAUUGUGAAGGUUGUUAUUCCUGCUUGUGUUUUGGAUGAACUGGUCAGAGCUAAUAUCCAAUGGCAGGCUCUUCAUAAUUAACCUUGUGUCUACUGCCUAUACUUUUGCAUAAGGGAAUACUGCCAUAUUGAUAAUGGUUGAUUUUUGACAAUGUAAUUGACACAAUAUACUACUUCUUUGUUCUUAUAAAUCUCAAAGGUUAUUUGCCACCUUUUUGUAUUUAAAAAAAAAAUCCCCUUACAUUUGCUUUGAUGAGCUUAUGGAGAGAAACAUGUAAAAUGUAUAGAAUGUUGUUUUUGUCUAACAGUCUAGCUGGGGUUCAGCAACUGCAACAAGACUGAAAUUGAAUAAAUUUCGCAUUUUCCACUUGGGAGUGUC
Messenger RNA from Alosa alosa (allis shad), 6036 nucleotides. RefSeq lists its product as uncharacterized. The transcript has 8 exons. The record is from RefSeq and is a predicted model, not a curated record. Gene Ontology annotation, molecular function: RNA polymerase II cis-regulatory region sequence-specific DNA binding; protein binding; DNA-binding transcription factor activity, RNA polymerase II-specific. NCBI's taxonomy places the organism in Eukaryota, Metazoa, Chordata, Actinopteri, Clupeiformes, Clupeidae. The coding region runs from base 1342 to 4716 and encodes 1124 amino acids. Gene Ontology annotation, biological process: regulation of transcription by RNA polymerase II.